Molecule: messenger RNA, 549 nt
Organism: Salvia miltiorrhiza (redroot sage)
Lineage: Eukaryota; Viridiplantae; Streptophyta; Magnoliopsida; Lamiales; Lamiaceae
Exons: 1
Coding region: 1-549 (182 amino acids)
Source: RefSeq, a predicted model, not a curated record
AUGGAGACGCGCAACAAGUGGCCUUCCGGCCAUUCUGACGACAUGCUUCGAGAGAAAGCCCAAAUUCUCUUCGUCUCUAGGAGCAAUUCCAGCCCCUUCAACUACUGGAAUGCAUGGAAGCUUCUCCGGAUCAACCGGAAGUUCAAGUCUAUGUACCUCGAGGGAGAUGUGCAUGCCUCCAAGAGGACAAAGACGUCAGAGACGGGCGACUUUACCACCUCGGCGUCAGGCAAGGAAAUCACGUAUUCCCGCCCCGUUGGAAACAAAGCGGCGAAGGCGGCGGCGAGAGCGGCAAAGGGGAAGGGGAAGGCAUUGGCAUCGCAAGCCUCAAAGGCUCCAUCCGAAUGCAAGGAGAUGUUGGAUAGGUCCGACGGUAAGAUCACCCGAAUCAUGGAGAUGUACGACCAAAAGAACGCCCUCAAUAGGGAGAUCCAUGACGAUCGGGUCAUGUUCAUGAAGACUUCCGACAUGACUCCGGAGCAGCUAGAAUGGCACAAGGAACGGGUGGCAGAGAUUCUAGCUAGCGAAGGGGCGGUAGAGACUAGAUAG